Staurois parvus is the source of this 297-nucleotide messenger RNA. The record is from the annotation of a GenBank genome assembly. NCBI's taxonomy places the organism in Eukaryota, Metazoa, Chordata, Amphibia, Anura, Ranidae.
UCAUGGGGCCCCUGAGCAAUAGGGGAUCAUGGGGCCCCUGUGUCCUUGCCCAAACUCAAAAAAGCCUAUGAAAAAGGUACCAGGGGCAUCUCAUGGGGCCCCCUACUGACCCCGGGCCCUCGGGCAGUGCCCGAGUUUCCAAAUGGUCAGUCCGCCCCUGGUGGUUGUACACUUCAGACAUGAAAUAUGAACAAAGCAUAUCCAACUAUAGUAGCACUAAGUGUAAUUUCUGUCUGCUGCUUCAUUCCUCUGCUAUCAGCAUGAAUCACGUCUGGUAGAUUUUCCUGACACCAAGAG